Molecule: messenger RNA, 3269 nt
Organism: Pangasianodon hypophthalmus (striped catfish)
Lineage: Eukaryota; Metazoa; Chordata; Actinopteri; Siluriformes; Pangasiidae
Product: transmembrane protein 17A
Exons: 4
Coding region: 224-883 (219 amino acids)
Biological process (GO): non-motile cilium assembly
Cellular component (GO): ciliary transition zone
Source: RefSeq, a predicted model, not a curated record
UACCACUGUCUAGAAACCCGAAUGGUAACUGUUAAGCACUCGGUAUAUAGUUGGCAUAUUUAAUCAGAAUCCAGACGAGGCAUAUGCAAGACUAAAGCUAAUCCCCUGUCAGGGGGAUUUAAUCUGGUUAACGUUUAGCCAUCUGUCUCUAAUCUCAGCCGACACAAGAAAGAGCCUCAGAUGGGCGAAGUGCAGCAUGGCUGAGUGGUUCUGUUAGGCCACCAUGCCAGUGUUUUACACCCCAAUACCCCAGAAUCUGAGAGUGGGUCUGGCACAUGCCAGUAGUGCCAUAUUUAUCAACAACAGAACAAGAGAUAGCGGAUAUCUGAAGGGACAUGGAGUUGAGAAUGAAGUUUCCAGCAAGGUUUCAUCUCACCUGCCUCUGCAGAUGUUUCUCUACUUCAACAUGUUCUUCUUUCCUUUCUGGUGGCUCUCCGAGAUCGUCAUGCUGGACUUAAAGUUCACCCUACUGCCUGGAUACUACCAGUGUCUGAUGGUGGUUGGAAUGAUAAUAAUUAGCGUACUUGAGGUUCUCCGUGUGUACCUCGGCUAUGUUGGGAACCUGAAAGAGAAGGUCCCUGAACUUGCUGCUUUCUGGCUGAUCUCUCUAGCCUUCCAGCUGCCCAUCCUCCUCUUCUUCCUCACUGAUGAAGGCCUGCUAAUCCUCCCUCUGGAGCGAGUAAUGCACUCUCUGUAUCUGGCCUUCCUCCUGGGUGAGGUGUUAUCCUCAUUUGUGGCUCUGAGGGUCAUGACACGGAAACUCGCUCUGCAGUUCCACCUCAGGCAGUUCAGGCCUGUAGACACAUCCUCUAUGUUCAGCUUCUCCUGUGGAAACAGGAGUGUGUUACCGGUUCUUCCAGUCAGAAAUGUCCAACCACAGUGAUUAGACAUAGGAGCUGUGUUUCAUUUGAGUUGUCUCACUGGGCAGCAUUUGAACUGUAAAGGAGCCUUGAAAAGCAUUGAAUUUGAGUCAUCAUUGAUCAUAAGUUUUACCUCUGUGACUGUGACAUUAGUUGAUUCCCAAGGAGGCUGGGAAUAUUAGUUAAUUCAGGGUUUCUGAUUCAUCUACAGAGUAACCCACAAAUCACCCACAAAAAAUUUUUUUUAUAAAAUAUUAAGGAAGGACAUAAAAAUUAAAAGUUCCUGGUUUAAACACUGGGUGUCACUAUCAUCCAACUGGACCAGCUUCCCUUCUCUUCUUUCCAAUUUUCAAAAACGAUACUGAAAUAAAGUAUAGUAGUCCCACAUUAAUGUUAGAGAGAUUCUGAGUAGGCAUGAAAUACCAAGGAACAACAAAAAAAGAGGACUAAAGCAGAUUGGAAUAUCUAGGGAAGGACUGAAGUAAUGAGAGAACAUAAGCAGAGAGUGAAAUCUGUUACAAAAUCCUGAUGAAAGAGAUACAAUUUCCUGUGAACUUUGUAAAAACAGGCCUAAACAAAUCUGUUUUUUUCUGUAAAACUGACAAAUUAAUUUGCUCACUUAAACUGAAAAGCAAUUGAAUUAACCUGGCCUUUAUUAAUAUAUUAUGUAUAUAUUAUUAGUACAAAUAACCUGUGGCCUGUGUCUCCGUAUUUAUUUCACCAUUUGGAUAAAAGUUUUGGCACCCUACUCUCAUGUAAUACACAUCAUAAGCACAUGGUGGCACAAUAAAACAAUUACACUUACAGCAAAUGCUACUGCCAGUAAGCAUUCAUGGGAUGACUCAUCACACUAGUUCUCAUGCGGCACACACACACACACACACACACACACACACAAACUGCAGUAGGGAAUACCACUAGUGUCUGUGUUAAUCAGGGUAAAACCUUUAGCAGUAUGUGCGAAAGUGUUCUUUUUUUUUUACUUCACAACUUUAGUAACAUGUAAAAACAGGUAUAUUGAAAAAAGACACUGAUCAUAAUUUUUCUGCAAAAUCAUAAACUGUUAUAAUACUUGCUUUCUCUGUAUUAUUAGUGUUUCCCUUGCUAAUAGCAAUGGUGGUGUCUUUAAUAUGGCAGUUUGUGGUAUACCACAUCGCUGCUGACUUCUCGAAUCUGAUUGGUCAGAAGGUGUUAAUUCAUUUUCUAUAACAGCAGCUCUGACAGUAAUACAAAUUCGCAAAUUUCUGUUAAUAAUUGCUCUAAUAUGUUAUCAUUUCUGUAGUAGCAUCCUGCACAGGGACUUGUUUGGUGGACGCUUCACAUAAACAGGAAAAAAAAAAAAAAGUGUGUAAAUUUUAUAUGGAUUUAGAGAGGCUGGUGAGGGAACUGCUGUUUAUAGCUGCUAUAAUGUAAGUGAUAACAGGGACUAACUUGUUUUGUGGCCAUUCCAAAACAUAAAUAUUGUAAAUACAUACAGUGUGUCAUUCUUUAAUAAAUAAAAAUCGUAAUCAGUGACAAAUUCUACAAGAAAGUUUAAGAGGAAUAAAACACUUCAUGACAUGUUAUCAUAAGAAAAAUAUCAACUGCUUCGCAUCAGGCUACGUUAUUGAUUAUUUUCCUGUAACAGCACACCUCCAAGUGUUAUUCCUUACAUACUAUAUGGUACUAUAUUAGUGCUCGCUAUCAAUAGAUGCUAUGCUGAAUACACUAUAACAGAUGCUAUGGUAGUCAGUGUGUAUGAGUGACACUUCUGAGACAGUUGGAACUGGUGUUAUGAAAUAUAGCAGUGGUGAUGAUUAUGUGAUAGGUUUUGUUCACCCCUACAAUCAUUUUGUCUCAUCAGAGUUAGGAGCUGAACUCUGGAACGCUGCUGCUGCUGUUCCAGAUGUUCUGCCAUCUUUCAUUUGCAUUAACUUGUUGAAUCCGGAGUUUUUCCCAGCGCUGGGAGGACUGAGGAAUUUUACUCAGCACAAUGACAGAAACUGUGUGCUUCUUUUAAAAAUGUCUGGAAAGGUAUGUGAAUCUAUGCGUUUUAUUUUCGGUUACAAUCUGCUUCUAUUAAUGAGUAUAAAGAAUUACUUAAUUAUACAGUAUAACCAAAAAGUAACUUGAAUAACACUUUAAAGCAACUUAUAUUGACAAUAUAAAUGUAAUAAUAGUGAAGAAGUAAAGCUAUAAAACUGCAUGCAUCCUUUUUUGGCUCAUAUGAAUUUACAGUGUCUUACAAAUGACACAUCAAACUAUAUAAAAGAAAAACAUUUGAUACACAGGCUUUAUUAAGAUACCAUUAAUAGAUCCUUUAAAAGGUCCCGUUUGGUGUGAUUUUUCAGACUUAUAAGUUGUAUGUCAUUUCAGAUAUUCCAUGUAAAGAUGGCCUGCUUCACACAAAGCUGAUGUAGCAACCUAGCC